Messenger RNA from Larimichthys crocea (large yellow croaker), 5910 nucleotides. It is a transcript of the gene lgalslb, whose product is annotated as lectin, galactoside-binding-like b. The coding region runs from base 634 to 1179 and encodes 181 amino acids. The transcript has 5 exons. The record is from RefSeq and is a predicted model, not a curated record. NCBI's taxonomy places the organism in Eukaryota, Metazoa, Chordata, Actinopteri, Sciaenidae. Gene Ontology annotation, molecular function: carbohydrate binding.
UGUUUGUAAAUGUCAAUGAAAGGGAGACAAUGUGAAUGAGACAAACCAAUUAAUGUUCCAGGCUCACAGCUGAGCACGGACUGAUCUAUUUAGAGCUAUUUAUAGCUCAGUGUGGCUUCAGAGGCCAAAAGUAUUGAGUGUGCACACUUUGGACAAUUAGGCCAAAAGACCCAGUGUGUCACCUUUAAACUGAACAGGCAGCACAUGAGAGUCUGGAGCUCGUAAGAUUAAAUUCUAAGUUAUUUGCAGGAUUUAACUUCCAAUUUGGAUUUUCUUUUUUUUUUUUAAAGCCCACAGAGCUCGUUGCCUAAUUGGUUGAAGGGGUUGAGGGGAAAUCUGUCUGAUUAGCCUUCUCCAACAGACGGGGAUUAAGCUUUUAGUCUGUAAUUAUUAUAAAGUAUACGUCAGCAGAUAUCCACCCAUUUCAGACAGACCUUGGAGCGCACAGGGGAUGUCCUGCUAGAGCUAGUGCUCUCUUGUCAGGCCCGGUCAGACGUGGAGAACCCGAGGAACAGGAAUAACCUUCCUGAGUCAGUGCCACGACGCUGACACACCACCACCACCACCAGCACACUCCCCGGCAGGGCUGCCUCUGCUGCUCGAUAAUAAGCAUCCUAUGCUAUUCAGCUCAAGAUGGCGGUGCAGGCAGUGGAAAAGGACGGAAUAGUGUUGAAGAAUGUGGAAGAUGACCACCUGAACGACUCGCUGGGGAACCCCGGCCUCAUCUCACCUGACAAGGAGGAUUUAUCACGUCUCCUGACUGUGCCAUUCAGCGGCCGCAUCCGGGGCGGCAUGCGGCCGGGGAAGAAGAUCAUAGUGAUGGGCAUCGUCGAUCUGGAGCCAGACAGCUUUGACGUGAGUCUGACCUGUGGCCGUGAUUCAGAGAAAGAGGAGCACCCGUAUGACGUGGCCCUGAAACUCACCGCCCGCUUCACCGACCGUCAGUUCCUGCGCGGCGCCCGCAUCUCUGGGAAAUGGAUGGGAGAGGAGGCAUCCACCGCCUACUUCCCCUUCAUUCCCGAUCAGCCUUUUAGGAUUGAGAUCCACUGCGAGCACCAGAGGUUCCGGAUAUUCGUGGACGGACAUCAGCUCUUUGACUUUUAUCACAAAGUGAAAUCUUUGCCCUCAAUCGACACAGUACGGAUACAAGGAGACAUACAGAUCACCAAGCUCGGCUAACUUCCCGCUCUUCCCGCUCUACAAGUCGCGUGCGAAGCAAGGACUUGAUCACAGAUGACCACACAUACGCGCCUGUUACGUCAUCAUCCAUAACCCAUCGUCGUGCAACACUGCAGCUGCAAAGCAACUGGAAAAAAAAAUCUUUGAUGGUGACAAGUUACAGUUCUUCUGCUCCAUUUUCACUCGCUUCUCUCCGUUCCUUUCUUUUUUAAAAAAUCAGGAUCUGAUAUGACGAUGCUUUGAGGAUGAAUGUGUCUGCUCCAUUUUCAGGGUUUUCUCUUUAUAGCCCCAGUUUUGUCAGAUCGGGGAUCUCACAGCUUAUUAAUAGCACAUUCAUUUUUUUAAAUGUUGAAUCCUUUUGAGGGAUGCUGAGAUAGAGGCAGGUGUGGAGUACCUUCAAGGACAGAUGUUAUAUAAACCAGUUACUCAGGAAAAACUGUUGCUUAUGAGUAAAAAAAGAAAAAAUCUCCAAUUUUGGUUUUUAAUUCUGCAAAUCUUCCAAAACCUUUUUGGAUAAACUGGAAACAUGCAUGUGAAUGCUGCAGUAUUUGACCUGAGCAGUGUUAAUAUGUUCAAUCUGAGCCCUGACGAACUCCCACAAGGGCUGAAACAUCAUUUUUCAUGUCAGAUAAAACUGGUUUCAAAGCAAAAUAUUGCAGGAUUGUUUGACGCUUUCAGAUUUUAUUACACCCGGCACAGCUGGGGAUGUAUUUACUGGUGCAGUUGUAGCCUAAAACUCAAUCUCCUGACCACAAUAGACAAUAGAGCACACUGUUUUCUCCGUGCAGAUGUAUCUCCAUAAGGCACUUCUACCCUCCCAGCCCUCCCUUGGGUUUAUCCCAGUUGUCAUGGUAACACGCCACAGUCUCACCGACCUAAAUACCCAAAAAUGAGGAUUAUAUCAUGACAAGAUGAAUCAGAACGCAAACACACACAUGCACUGUGUGUUUACUCUGGCGGGGAGAAUUGAGAAAUGGCUUUUUAAUUGGCUCUCUUCUGUCACACACGUUCUUCAUGCAAACCUCAUCCAAACUAAUAUGCAACUUAGUCAAACCUCGGUACAUAUUUAGGAGAAACCGUGCUAUGCGCAGGUGUUUGCUGAACUCAAACUAAAACCCUUCAGUUGCAUUUAGUCGGCUAGUUGCAAGCAGAGUAAGAUCCCGGUGGUAUUUUUGAAUGUAUAGUAUUCAUGUUUCUAUAGUAGCAUAGAAGAUAUAGUGAUGCACAAAAAAAUGAUUACUUAAUGUCACCGUUUCUUGACCGUUUGGUUGGUGCUGUUCUUAGUCCAUUCUCGGUUCUACAGUAUGUCUUAUGUGUUUUUAUGCGGCGUCAGUGUUUCCUGAGUCAUUCCACGUCAGUGUCUUGACCGCACUGAAGCAGAUAGGCGUUAAAAAUCAGUUACAUCUUUGUUUAACGGAGCCAGCAGGUUUUUUUUAUAAGUCUUACAAAUACAGUUGUGUCUUAAAUGCAUCACAUGGUUUUGUCUCUGUGACACGAUGUCUUCUCCUUCGCCGAGGAAGUUCUAAUAAAUACACAGUGAUAGAAGAUGUUAUCUAAGGAAAACUCGCAGUAUAAUAAGUAUGUGUUAAGUUUACACCUCCUACAGUAUCAGUCGAACACGUAGAGUAAAACUAGGAAAGGAUUUAACUGCAUAGAUUUCUGGGUACAACUCUCUACUGUAAUAAAUGGUUUAUAAGAUGAUUAAUCAAUAUUAUUUAGUUCAUAGAUCAGUUGUAAGCUAUUAAUAAGAACAACUUUUUGUUUGCCGGGUUGUGUAUUAGGCAAUAAUGCAGUUAUUAAUCUUGUAAACCAGCUAAUAAACCAUCAGUUCUGCAUCUAUCCUGUCAAUGUGGUCAAGCAGGGCAAGCAUUUUUGUUUUAACCUGUCAACCCCAAAGUUGUUCCAGUUAAUGUCUUAUAUUUAUAUGAUCUAUAAAAUGUUUAUUAACAUUAAUAAAGUACUUUAUAACUCCCUAAAGAGGUGAGUUAUUAGAAAUAAAUAGAUGAAAACUUGACUUUGAAGCUUUGAUUGUCUUUGGAGGCAGAUGUUGCAGCUUAGUUCAUAUCAAACAGAAAACUGACCGCAUGCUUUUAAUGCUGUGUCAUGGUUCGAAUUCCACUUUUCGAGCAGCUCGAAAAACAAAGUAGUUACGCUGCACAGAAGUCAAAUUGAGAUUUUGACGUUUUUACACUUGAUCUUUAGCUAAUGACGGUUUCCCCCAUCGCCCUUUGCUGCUGUGAUUCUUGGAGUAAGCCAUGACAUCUGUGCAGAGCAGUCGUUGCACUGACUUCACUGCAGGGCGCUCUGUAAUUGAUGCUCACACUAAUGAAGCUUCCUUUUAGGUUUCUGAGCUUUGUGCACAUGAGAGCCACAGCUGUGUGCGGCAUCCAUCGGAAUACAGAGAGGUUGCUCUCCAUACAUACAUGCAUGCACUGAGUACUUGUUAACUCCUUUUCACAUAGUAAUAAGAUCUCCCCUCCGGAGCAGAACUUGUUUUCUCCUGGUCGGUCAGUUGGCGAGCUGGUUUAUUUCAGACACAAACAGGAAAUGAGUACAGUUUUGGUAUGAAAGGGUAAGUCAGAAAGGAAGCGAGCCAGUGAGAUGCAUCAUUACUCCAGUGUUACAUAAGAACAAAUGUGUACAAAAAAUGUGUUUGACAGGGUGUGUUUUUGGAUUUCUAUUCCAUCCGUUUGUGAUGCUACAGCUGUAAUAACAUGUUGGAAAGAAUAUGACUAUGACUCGGCGGUGUGUUUUCAUGGAUGUGGAAACAUUAGGUUUGUUUUUCGGCUCCUUAGCUGUCACACAAGGAGCCUCGCUGGCAGCAGUUAACGGCAUCGAUGGCGGUAGGGCUGUUGCUAGGAAUUAUGGGGGAGGGAGACGAACAAUUCAAGACUUCCUGAAAUAAAGGGCUCGAACCAGGGAGUGUUUUCUGUGUGUGUGUGUGUGUGCAGGGAGAGCUGAGCUGUGUGUGCACAGUGUAACUCUGCAUUUUUCCUUUAAGUGUUGUGUGUUUUCUAGCUGUGCAUGAGCACAGUAUUUUUUUUUUAGGUUUUCUGCACAGUUGGAUGUGGUGCAGGUACAUGACAAGCUAACGGUACUUGAGCUUACUUAUUUGGUACUGGUGCACUUUAAAACUUUAAAAAAGUGUUGGCGUCCACUUUAGGGACUCUCAACUGCUUGGUAUUCCAGUAAAAUAAUACAGUUUGGGUACAUGUGCUUAGAAAACCUCCAAUAUAUAUUGUGUUUCUUCCUGAAUUAAUAACUACAACAGGUCCCAGUUUCUGAUCUCCUAAUGAUCCCACGUCUUUUGAAGAACAAUUCUUGCUCUUGUUCUUCAGCCCUUUAAAAAAAAAUGCAGCUGAAUGUUACUCUCUCUCUGAUUGUAAUCGGAUGAAAUUCCCACAUGUUCAUAUUCACCUCGAUCUUCAUAAAAACAGACCACCUGUCCUAUGCUCGGUUAAAAAUCGAGGGCGUCUGAUGAAAGACUUGACCCACGUCUGUAUGCUCCUCUUUGGAUGUACAUAUUUAUGAACCUGGCCUCUCGUGGCUUCAUUUUUUGUUACACGAGAGAUACCAAGCAGAAAGCAUUUUGUUGUGCAUGUAAGCUAUUACCUGGCAUUUUGUAUACAUGAAAGAUUGAGGCGUUAUAUUGCCAGUUCUUUUUAUUUUGCUCCAGUCAAGCAUGCUUUCCUUUCUUUCUUUCUUUAUUUUUACAUCUGGGCCUGUUUCGACGACAUCUCCCCUCAUAGCUGCAUUUUCUUUCUCUUUUGAUCUGUUUACCUUUUUGUAGCCUAGGAUCCCAGUUUAGUGCUUCCCAAAUUACAAUCUGCAAACUUUAGGAUGCACAAAUCAAGAUUAUGGAUUAAGUUUUACCCCCCCAGAACUUUUAACAAGUAGAACAACCCACCGACUUUCUAAAAAAAAAAAAAGUGCUAAAACAUUCUCAUGACUUUUGUAAGAACGACCACAUCAUCAUGUCCAUUUACAGUAUGAAGCGUCCUCUGAGUAGAAGUAGGCUGACCUGUUGCUAAUGUAUUGUGUGAUUGUACAAUCAUUAUCAUUUCUAUUUAUUACAGUGUAACCAGCAGGGUUGUGUGUGGUAACGUCAUACCUACUGUAUUGGUAAUGUACUAUUUUAUGCUGUUUAUAUGAAGGCAUCUUGAAAAGGUUUUUUAUAAUGAUGAGUGUUUCUCCGGUUCUGGGCUCUGACUUGUACAAACUUUACAUAUUGUACUUUCCUGUGUGACAUGGGGAAAUGUGUGAAGUAUUGGGUCAUUUUAUUUGAACUGCUAAACAAGUUUUAAUCAUUUUUAAUUUGAGUGUUUUCUGGGAUGUACCAAGUCUGAGGAUCACCAGGGGUGUUGGCUGUUGUGACUCUGAGCUUACCAAGCAUCAUGUUGGCCCCCUCUGUUGGCUGUUAGCAGACACAGGAGCAGUUGCAUUUACGACAUGCUGCAAAUUCCCCAAAUAUCCUGAGAUGACCCUGAUUUUUUUUGUCUCAUUGACAGUGUGCACUGGACCAGUGUUUAGAUGAAGACAGUACAUUCCACCAUUGUGUUAUAAACCUCUUAAGAUGUUUUUUUUCUUCUUCUUCUCCCCAUGCUUUUGUAAAAACAGCUACUUUGCAAACCAAUAAACUUCUCAUCUUGGAAAUGUUCUUAUUCCCUCAUGCUCAACACUGAAUAUUCACCCAGACAUGAAAUAAAAACCGGUAGCUACAUCCCUGAUGAA